AGGUGCGCGUUCCGGUCCCAGGGCGUGGCGUCUCUCAGGUGCGCUCAACGGCUCGGGUUUCAGUGAAACUGAUCCCGACCUGAGGAAGCGCGCGCAGAGUCUCUGAUUAGAGGCAAGUGAAAUAGGGGCUUUGUGGGUGUAUCGAGUGUGACACUGAGUUUCAAAUCAGUAGCGGCGGAUUCCCCGCCCGGCGUCGGAGCUGCUGGAAGGAUGCGAAGUCGAAGCAUGAUGUGGCUGCUGGGGGGCGCCAUCCUGCUGGCGGCCUCUGCCUCCUGCAGUCAGACCACCCGAGCAGUGCUGGAGAAUGAACCCAAGGUCUUGUACAUGCUAGGAUCCAAUAGAACCUCUAAAGGAAGAAGUCUUAUUGGGAAGCAUAAUAAGCCCCCUUCAGUCACUGGAAAAGGAGUUACAGUGGAACCAGACUUCUCUGUAGAUGAGUUUUCCAUGUCCCUCCUCACUGGAAAGCUCACCACUGUCUUUCUUCCAAUUGUCUUCACAACUGUAUUUGUUAUUGGUUUACCAAGUAAUGGCAUAGCCCUAUGGGUCUUUCUCUUCCGAACAAAGAAGAAGCACCCUGCUGUGAUUUACAUGGCUAAUCUGGCCGUGGCAGACCUCCUCUCUGUUAUUUGGUUUCCCCUGAAGAUUGCCUACCACAUACAUGGCAACAACUGGAUCUAUGGGGAAUCUCUUUGCAAGGUGCUCAUUGGCUUUUUCUAUGGCAAUAUGUACUGUUCCAUUCUCUUCAUGACCUGCCUCAGCGUGCAAAGGUAUUGGGUUAUCGUGAACCCCAUGGUACACACCAGGAAGAGUGCAAACAUUGCUAUUGGUGUCUCCCUGGGAAUAUGGCUGCUGAUAUUGCUGGUCACUAUCCCCUUGUAUGUCAUGAAGCAGACCAUCUACAUCCCAGCCCUUAACAUCACGACCUGUCAUGAUGUUUUGCCGGAGGAGGUGUUGGUGGGGGACAUGUUCAAUUACUUCCUCUCUCUAGCCAUUGGAGUCUUUAUGUUCCCAGCCUUCCUCACAGCCUCUGCCUAUGUGCUCAUGAUCAGAACGCUCCAAUCUUCUGCCAUGGAUGAACACUCGGAAAAGAAAAGGAAGAGGGCCAUCAAACUCAUUGUCACUGUCCUGGCCAUGUACUUGAUCUGCUUCACUCCCAGUAACCUUCUGCUCGUGGUGCAUUAUUUCCUGAUUAAAAGCCAAGGCCAGAGCCAUGUCUAUGCGCUGUACAUUGUAGCCCUCUGCCUGUCCACCCUCAACAGCUGCAUUGACCCUUUUGUCUAUUACUUUGUUUCACAAGAUUUCAGGGAUCAUGUGAAGAAUGCUCUCCUUUGUCGGAGUGUCCGAACUGUGAAGCGAAUGCAAGUAUCCCUCACCUCCAAGAAAUUCUCCAGGAAAUCCAGCUCUUAUUCUUCAAGUUCAACAAGUGUUAAAACUUCCUAUUGAGUUUUCCAGCUCUACAGAUGGAGUUUUACAGGAGCUGUGGAGCCUGCUUACUGAUGUGGGGAGGUGGCUGUUUAUUUCUUAAACAAGCAGGGCUUAGCACAGGCUAUUGUCUGUGUAGCUUCUCCCAGGAUUGCUGGAAGCUUCCUUGUUUGCAUGAGAAAAGCCUCCCACAUUAACAUAAAUGUGUGUCAGAAUUCUCCUACUCAAAUGUCCUAAAAACUGAACUGACAGAGCAAGAUGCAGAAGAUAGUGGAACGACAGGAACCCAGUUACCUGCAAAAACUGCACCUGGUGUGAAGGCUAGGUUUCUAUCUGAAACUAUUUCUUCUACAAACUGAAACUAUUUCUUCUGCAUUUGGGGUCCAUCUUAGCCUUGUUAGGGCUUGAGGGCCUUCAGAGAGCAUCAGUCUGAUUGACUUUGCAAACGAGGAAACUUAACAAGGUAAAGCUGGUUGGAGUCUGAUUUCCAACCAAUAGUGAGCAGUGAGCUUGGGUUGGGCGAUAGAAUUCAAAUGUUCAGGGAGCAGCAUUCUUGUGCACUUCAUUAAAAUCACUGGGGAUCUUGUUAAAAGUAUAAGUUCCUCAGUUUCCAUGACAAAAGCUCAGGUGAUGGGAACAGGGACAUUUUAUAAACAUUGUAAUAUUUUUGCACUUGAAUAUGAGAACUACUUAACUGAGCUUUGCUACCACUUGACAAGGUGCCAAAAUAGUUUCUAAGAAGAAAAGUCUGUAAGAAUGUUUUGUGCUGGGUGCUAUGGCUCACACCUGUAAUCCCAGCAGCUUGGGAAUCUGAAGUAAGAGGAUUGCAAGUUCAAAGCUAGCCUCAGCAACUUAGUGAGGCCCCAAGCAAUUUAGCGAGAUCUGUUUCAAAAUUUUAAAAAGGUUGGGGAUGUGGCUCAGUGGUUAAGCACCCCUGGGUUCAAUCCCUGGUAUAAAAAAUUAAAAAAAAAAAAAAAUGUUUGGUGCCUUUUUGUGUUUAGCUUAUAAUGAAAUUCCCUGGUUGACUUAUUGGGAUUUUCAGUUAUUUCUUUAUUGAUCCUUUGAGUUCUUGUGUGUAUUACUAUUCAAGAAAAAUACGAUGAGGAUCUUCAACAUGUAAAUACAAAUUUUGUACAACUUUUUACUAACUUUAGUCUGAGUAAGAGUGUUUUAUAACUAAAAAUAGCAUGUACCACUUAGUAUUUUAAAAAAUUGUUGGUUUAUUUAUUGUGAGUUUUGUUCACCUCUUACGAGCUAUGAAAUUGCAGAGUCUCCACAGGGUUUGAACCACAUCUGUUUGGAAAGUAGCAGGGAUGUACAAGAAUUUGCAGCAUAUUUAAGAAGACCAUUGGGGCUGGGGUUCUAGCUCAGCAAUAGAGCACUUGCCUAGUGCAUGUGAGGCCCUGGGUUUGAUCCUCAGCACCACAUAAAAAUAAGUAAAUAAAAUAAAGGCAUUGUGUCCAACUACACCUACUAAAUAAAUAAAUAAAAGAAGUACCUGACUCCAGAUUGACUUUAUAUACCUGUUGUAUUUGUGACUUUAAAAAUUGUUUUAUGAUUGUUUUGGUUGAUAAAUAACACGUGAUCCUUUUUCUACAACUUCUUUCUGAGUUAUGAUUUUGCUUUGUUUGAAGGAGGGAGGAGGAGAAAGAAGCAACAGCCUUACUCUUCCAAGAAGAAAUAAUGUGACUUUUUUUUGGGGGGGGGAGCUAUGCUAGAGAACAAACCUUCACAUGUUUAUACCAUAUUUUUUCAUAAAGAAUAUUGUACAUAUUC
Messenger RNA from Marmota monax (woodchuck), 3198 nucleotides. RefSeq names its product F2R like trypsin receptor 1 (gene F2rl1). Bases 211 to 1443 code for a protein of 410 amino acids. NCBI's taxonomy places the organism in Eukaryota, Metazoa, Chordata, Mammalia, Rodentia, Sciuridae. The record is from RefSeq and is a predicted model, not a curated record. Gene Ontology annotation, biological process: thrombin-activated receptor signaling pathway; positive regulation of Rho protein signal transduction; blood coagulation. The transcript is spliced from 3 exons. Gene Ontology annotation, molecular function: thrombin-activated receptor activity. Gene Ontology annotation, cellular component: membrane.